GUCAAAAUAAGACAAUGUCAUUGAUAGGCAUUGAAUCGAGUUUGAAGUUAUUCUCGUGUUAACCUAUUUGUGAAAUCCUUACGUAAGAAAAUUAAAUAUAGUUAACUAAAAAAUGGGGAACCAAGUCUUCGCUGAAGCAGUUCCUCCCAAAAUACAUGAAGUCAAAGGAAACCCUCCUCCGGAAUGCCCUAUGCACAACAAAGAUGGUCCUGCAAAAAAUGAUAGCAAAGCAACACCUUCGGAAUGCCCUGUUCAGCAUGAUAAUAAUAUCAAUCCAUACAAUAUGAUGCCACCAGCUAAUCAACAACCUGCUCCAGACCAACCAUUCACUCUUCCAACAAAUCGUCAAGUAUCAUCUAUUCCUAGAGCCAUGCCAGACGGUUCCACAGAGUUCUGGGUGUAUCCCAGUCAGCAAAUGUUCUGGAAUGCAAUGUUACGCAAAGGCUGGAGAUGGAAGGAUGAGGACAUAAAACAGAAAGAUAUGGAGGAUAUAAUUAGAAUACACAAUGCCAAUAAUGAACAAGCAUGGCAAGAAGUUUUAAAAUGGGAAGCACUACAUGCCAAAGAGUGUGGUCACCCCAGGUUGAAGAGUUUUGGAGGGAAAGCCACACAGUACAGUCCCAGAGCAAUGAUGCGCUCUUGGUUGGGAUAUGAGCUACCCUUUGAUCGUCAUGACUGGAUUGUGGAUAGGUGUGGUCACGAUGUCCGCUAUAUAAUUGAUUAUUAUGAUGGUGGUGAAGUUGACAACAAAUUCCAAUUUGCUCUACUGGAUGUCAGACCAGCAAUGGACUCAUUUGACAAUGUCUGGGACAGAAUGAAAGUGUUUUAUAUGAGAUACAGAUAUGAAAUAAUAGGCGACAAAAAGGAUAACAAAUUGGCUAAUUAGGGAACCAUAAUCUGUGUUGUUAACUGUAUGUAGUUUUAGAUUUUAGUACAAAACUUACAUUUUAGCUAAUCUAUAAAAGUUAAGAAUUUGUUUCCUUUUAUUCAACUUGGGGAAGUUAUUAUUCUAACAAACACAAUAUUAUUUUAUCAGGUGGGGUGGUUCUGUCGACAAUUAAUGUCACGGCAGUCACUCUUUGUGAUUUGGAAUAUUUAUUUUUCUAAAAUGUUUUAGCAUAACACAAUCUUAGUAUUAUUUUAGUUUUGUUAUUGUACAUUUAGUAGUAUAUAUACCUCAUACUAACCAUUUAGUAUAUCUUGUCAAAUAAGUAAUUGAAAUUGAAUAUUAAAAUGGCAAUUGAACAAUGCAAUCUAUUUUUCCUAGUGAAUAAUAUAUUUUAUUGU
Messenger RNA from Pararge aegeria (speckled wood butterfly), 1287 nucleotides. RefSeq names its product holocytochrome c-type synthase (gene Cchl). Bases 113 to 886 code for a protein of 257 amino acids. Gene Ontology annotation, biological process: cytochrome c-heme linkage. Gene Ontology annotation, molecular function: holocytochrome-c synthase activity. Lineage: Eukaryota; Metazoa; Arthropoda; Insecta; Lepidoptera; Nymphalidae. The record is from RefSeq and is a predicted model, not a curated record. Gene Ontology annotation, cellular component: mitochondrion. The transcript is spliced from 4 exons.